AUGAGAAACGCGAUUCUUCUCGCAGCCGGGUUGACGGCCGUCCGUCACGCGUCUGCCGCCUAUGACACGACAAUUUGCGGCAAGACAAAUAAGUUUACGAGCUCAGAUACCCAAUUCAUAUUCCAGUCAAAUGCCUGGAACCCGGUUGGAGAUGGCUCCUCAUGCGUAUCGGUUGACCAGUCCAUCCCGGCCUUCGACGCCAACUGGAACUGGGAAGAGGACAAGAACAAUGUCCACUCGUUCCCCCAUGUCCGCUUCAACUCGACAAAGCUGCCGACCAAGCUGAGCGCCAUCAAGACGAUGCGCCUGGCGACGCAAUGGACCAUGCGCAAAGGCAACCCCGACAACGACCCGCCCCGCGACUUCGCCGCCACCACCUGGGCGGAAAGCAAGGCGGAGCUCAACGGCGUCGUCGCCAAUGCCGCCUGGGACUUUUUUGUCGACAAGGACAAGACCAAGACGUACAACCCCAUUGACUCGGGGGCGGAGAUUAUGAUUUGGCUGGGUAAGGUCGGAAACCCGUACCCGCUGAUGGGAGAUUCCAUUCUCACCAAUAUCACCCUCGGCUCUACAGAGUUCUCCCUCUGGUUCGACACCAACCAACGUGACCAAAAGGUCUUCACCUGGGUUACGCGCGACGGCUCCGACGUCACUCAGUUCGACGAGGACAUUACGCCGCUGCUCAAGUUCGUGUUGGACUCUGGCGAGAUUGACGGCGAAUCGUGGCUCGGUCUGGUCGAGUUCGGCUCCGAGGCCUGGCACUCGCCGGAAAACAUCACCUUCAGCGCGGCUCACUUUAGCAUGGAGCUCGACAACGGCGACAGCGAUUCCAGCAGCGGCAAUGGGGGCAAAGACGAGAACGCGGCGGGCAGAGGCGCGCUGUCUACGCUGGGCUUGGGGUCGGCGUUGCUGCUGUCGCUGUGGGCUUUGACCAUGUAA
Messenger RNA from Colletotrichum orchidophilum, 939 nucleotides. RefSeq lists its product as uncharacterized. Gene Ontology annotation, molecular function: cellulase activity. The transcript has 4 exons. Bases 1 to 939 code for a protein of 312 amino acids. The record is from RefSeq and is a predicted model, not a curated record. NCBI's taxonomy places the organism in Eukaryota, Fungi, Ascomycota, Sordariomycetes, Glomerellales, Glomerellaceae. Gene Ontology annotation, biological process: polysaccharide catabolic process.